AUGACCGUUGCAGCAUCCUUCUAUCCAAGCCCUCGAGCUCAAAUUCACCCCACCACUUGGAGAAGACCCCCCAAAAUCAACACCAAGUCCCACAAAAACCUUUACUUUCUCUUCAGCUCGAACUCCAAUACUUUCUUCAAACCUUCACUCUCUCCCACUCCUUUCCCACUCAACCUCAAAUCCCCUUCAAACCCAAUUCAGCUCCUUCCCUUAUCAGACUCAGUCCAGGACAAUCUCGUUGAAAACCUCGAGAGUUCCAUGAAUUCUCUCAUGCCCAUAAACGAAAUUGGACAAAUUACGCCCUUGGAAUCGUGUCCAAGAAUCUUCAUCCAAGACCCACCUUGGAUUGCCUCACUAUUCUUGAAGGGUUUGUACAAAAGGACCGAUCAAGAAGUGAAAUUGGAGUUCAAAGAAAUGGAUAAGAGUAAGUAUAAUUUGUUGAGGAGGAGGCAGAUUAAGGCGGAGACUGAGGCGUGGGAGAGAAUGGUGGAGGAGUAUAGGGAAUUAGAGAGAGAGAUGUGUGAGAAGAAGUUGGCUCCCAACUUGCCUUAUGUGAAGGCAUUGUUUUUGGGGUGGUUUGAGCCAUUUAGGGAUGCGAUAGAGAGGGAGCAGAAGAUGCAGCGGACGGACAAGCAGAAGGCCGCAUUUGCGCCUCACAUCGAUGCGUUGCCCGCUGAUAAAAUGGCGGUUAUUGUUAUGCAUAAGAUGAUGGGAUUGUUUAUGGCGGGAGCUCAGGAGGGGUUUGUUCAGGUUGUUCAGGCUGCGGUGCAGAUUGGUAUGGCUAUAGAGCAAGAGGUUAGAAUUCAUAGUUUCUUGGAGAAAACUAAGAAUUACCGGAGCAAGAACAUUGUAGCUGGUACCGAAGAGGGUCUGCGAAAGGAGAAGGAAAUACUUAUGAAACAUGUAAAUAGUUUAGUUAGAAAGAGAAGACUGAAGGAGGUGCAAAAGCUGUUGAAGAAAGAAGAAAUUAAGCCCUGGAGUCGAGAUACACAAGCUAAGCUGGGGUGUCUAUUAAUAGAAUUAUUAACUGGAUCGGCUUAUGUACAACCUCCUCUUAACCAGUCAGCAGAUGGACCUCCUGACAUUCGACCUGCUUUCAGGCACAAAUAUAAAGCUGUAAUAAAGAACCCACGGCAAAAAUUUGUGAAGAAUUAUGGAGUUAUAGAAUGCGAUCCUCUAGUCCUUAUGGGGCUUGAUAAAACUGUUAAGCAUAUGUUGAUUCCUUAUGUGCCCAUGUUGGUGCCUCCGAAAAAAUGGAAAGGGUAUGACAAGGGUGGGCACUUGUUCCUACCUUCUUAUAUCAUGCGUACUCAUGGGUCUAGGAAACAGCAGGAUGCAAUUAAGGAUGUUCCUGCAAAACAGAUGCAAAAGGUUUUUGAGGCUCUGGAUAUGCUUGGUAACACCAAAUGGAGAAUAAAUAGAAGAGUACUCAGCAUAGUGGAGUGCAUUUGGGAUAGAGGAGGCAAUAUUGCUGGCUUGAUUGAUCGUGAAGAUGUUCCUGUACCUGAGAAACCACCCACAGAGGAUUUAUCAGAAAUUCAGGAAUGGAAAUGGAGUGUGAGAAAGGCAAAGAAGAUUAAUUUAGAGAGGCAUUCUCAACGAUGUGACACUGAACUUAAACUUUCUGUGGCUCGGAAAAUGAGAGAUGAGGAGGGCUUUUACUAUCCCCACAAUGUGGAUUUCCGUGGUCGAGCAUACCCAAUGCAUCCACAUUUGAAUCAUUUGAGUUCCGAUCUCUGUCGAGGAAUGCUUGAGUUUGCUGAAGGGCGACCUUUAGGGAAGUCUGGCUUACACUGGCUGAAGAUACAUUUAGCAAACCUGUAUUCAGGUGGUGUUGAGAAGCUGUCACAUGAUGGACGUCUAUCUUUUGUUGAGAAUCAUCUCAGUGAUAUAUUUGAAUCAGCAGACAACCCUGUUAAUGGAAAUCGGUGGUGGUUAACUGCUGAAGAUCCUUUUCAGUUCCUAGCUGCUUGUAUUAAUCUCUCAGAAGCGUUAAGAAGCUCGUCACCACAUACUGUCAUCUCCCACCUGCCAAUUCAUCAGGAUGGUUCAUGCAAUGGUUUACAGCACUAUGCAGCACUGGGAAGAGACAGUUUGGAAGCAGCGGCAGUCAACUUAACUCCUGGAGACAAACCUGCUGAUGUUUACUCAGAAAUUGCAAUGAGGGUUCAUGAUAUCAUGAAAAGGGACAGCGACAAGGACCCAGCUACAAAUCCACAAGCUUUAAUAGCGAAGGUCUUAAUUGAUCAGGUUGAUCGGAAAUUGGUCAAGCAGACAGUGAUGACUUCAGUAUAUGGUGUUACUUAUGUUGGGGCACGGGAGCAGAUAAAAAAAAGAUUAGAGGAGAAGGGUCUCAUUACUGAUGACAGACUGCUGUUCACUGCAGCUUGCUAUGCUUCUAAAGUAACAUUGGCUGCCCUUGGUGAGAUAUUUGAAGCUGCACGUGGCAUAAUGGGUUGGCUUGGUGAUUGUGCCAAGGUAAUUUCUUCAGAAAAUCAACCUGUGCGUUGGACCACUCCUCUUGGUCUUCCAGUGGUACAACCCUACCGAAAAAGUGAACGGCAUCUUGUAAGAACAUCUCUUCAGGUUUUGGCUUUGCAUCGGGAGGGUACCUCGAUAAAUGCUAGAAAACAAAGAACUGCAUUUCCGCCAAAUUUUGUCCACUCACUUGACGGUACACACAUGAUGAUGACUGCUAUUGCCUGCAGGGAUUCUGGUCUACAUUUUGCAGGAGUUCAUGACUCCUUCUGGACGCAUGCAUGUGAUGUGGAAAAAAUGAAUCGGAUACUUAGAGAAAAAUUUGUGGAGCUUUAUAGCAAGCCAAUACUUGAAAAUUUGCUGGAGAGCUUCCAGACUUCAUAUCCAGCACUGACGUUUCCUCGCCUCCCAGAGAGAGGCAACUUUGACUUACAAAGUGUUCUCGAAUCUCCAUACUUUUUUAACUGAUUGUUCGUGCGAAAGAAAUAAUCAUAACCUUGUGCAGAGGCAUCAAUUCUUCUGAUGCAAACAGCAUCGUUGAGUUUUGUGAGAAAGUUCGUCUCAGAUUGGAUGGGAAGUUGGAGCAAGAAAUCGUUUCCUAUGGUUACCUCUCAAGGCUGAAAAGGAAAGAUUGGAUGUGCCUGGUGUUUCCUGUAACUCCUGAGGGCUUUCUUAUCCUUGUAUGAUGAUGACUUCAGAUCAUUACACAACAGGCUGGUUCAGGAUUAGAGGAAUAUCAUCCAGCUCGAUUAUGAAUGCAGGGAAGUGAAUCAUCCCAUCCACUGAAAUUCUCCAUAUUCAAAAUCUUGCAUUGCAACCAUUGAUGUUUUCAAGAAGAGAUAAGAGGCUGAUGUAAGUACUUGCAGCGAGUGUUUCUACGAGCUAAUUGGAAGUGAUCAUUUUAAUGAUGCAAGACCAAGUAAUUUGCUUUGUUCCCAGGUAUUUCAUGUAUAGGCAAGGUGUCUUAAAAUUGAGAGAGAGGGUCGUUGAAUGGCUGGAGGAUAUUUACUGCAUAUGUAUACGUCUAAAGGGAAAACACUAUUACAUCUAAAGGAAUUAUUUUCUGUCGUGAAUUCAUUUCUCAUACUUUUAAUGUCAAACCAGCUGCAAAAUAAAAAUUGUGG
Messenger RNA from Juglans regia (Persian walnut), 3602 nucleotides. Its product is annotated as DNA-directed RNA polymerase 3, chloroplastic. Gene Ontology annotation, biological process: mitochondrial transcription. NCBI's taxonomy places the organism in Eukaryota, Viridiplantae, Streptophyta, Magnoliopsida, Fagales, Juglandaceae. Gene Ontology annotation, molecular function: DNA-directed RNA polymerase activity; DNA binding. The transcript has 19 exons. The record is from RefSeq and is a predicted model, not a curated record. Gene Ontology annotation, cellular component: mitochondrial DNA-directed RNA polymerase complex. The coding region runs from base 1 to 2946 and encodes 981 amino acids.